AUGUCUGACCAAAACGAUAAAGCACCCGUCCGCGACACGGCAGAGGACGAUGCCUACUUUCCUUCGCCCUUCUCUCUCACACAGUAUGUCACUGCUAAGACAGACUUUGACGGUGCCGAUUACCCCAACAAGUACACCGGGGGCAAGUGGAAGAUUCUUGUAAUCUGCACCCAGGAGCGCUACCUCAAAAUGGCAGAUGGCAAGUUCUUCUCUACUGGUAAUCACCCAGUCGAGAUGCUGCUGCCAAUGUACCACCUUGACGCUGCUGGGUUUGACAUCGACAUAGCCACCCUCUCGGGAGAUCCUGUCAAGCUGGAGAUGUGGGCUUUUCCCCAGGAGGAUGAGGCAGUCAAGUCGAUUUACAAUAAAUACAAGGAGAAGAUGCGCAGCCCGCUUAACCUGUCCGACCUCUGGCACCGUGGAGACGGUACAGGAUCCGAUCUGUGGCACAGUGGAAAUGGCAAGGGUUUUACUGAAGACACGCCUUACCUAGCGGUCUUCAUUCCCGGCGGCCACGGCGUGCUCAAUGGCGUACCCUUCAGCAAGACUGUCGGCGAUGUCCUCCGAUGGGCUCAUGCCAACAACCGCUUUUUUAUCACCCUCUGCCACGGGCCCGCUAGUAUCCUCGCUGCUGACGUUGGCAAGCCCGAGGGAUCCAAGUUUAUCUAUGAGGGCUACAGCAUCGAUGUGUUCCCCGAUUCACUGGACGAGGGUCCCAAUAUCGACAUUGGCUACAUCCCCGGCAAGAUGGAGUGGCUCGUCGGCGACCGACUCAAAAAGCUCGGGGUCAAGCCAAUCAACAAGGAUAUCACUGGUGAAUGUCAUCGCGACCGUCUGUUGCUGACUGGCGAUUCACCUCUGGCCUCGAACAACUUGGGCAAGCUGGCAGCCAAGACACUGUUGGAUGAGGUUAACAAGUAA
Molecule: messenger RNA, 921 nt
Organism: Fusarium sp. VM40
Lineage: Eukaryota; Fungi; Ascomycota; Sordariomycetes; Hypocreales; Nectriaceae
Source: the annotation of a GenBank genome assembly